Molecule: messenger RNA, 1300 nt
Organism: Drosophila montana
Lineage: Eukaryota; Metazoa; Arthropoda; Insecta; Diptera; Drosophilidae
Product: probable serine hydrolase
Exons: 2
Coding region: 114-1124 (336 amino acids)
Source: RefSeq, a predicted model, not a curated record
GCUUCACUUGUAAUCAGAUGUUUCAUUUCAUCACGGUGAUCAAGCAAGUUAGGCGUUACAGUGCCGCUUAGAUAUUACUUAAUACAAAAUUUUACAAAAUAUACUCACUCGGAAUGAAAGGUCCAAGAAGUUUGCGCCUGUUGCAGCAGCUUGUAAAGGGGACACAGCAGAGUGUUCGUCUGGCGCACGGUCAAAGUUCAACCAACACGCUGAAGACACUAACAAAACAUUAUGAGGAAGUCAGCAUUCCCGUUCCUUGGGGUCACAUAUCUGGCAAAUGGUACGGACCAAAGCAUGUGCGUCCUAUUCUGGGCAUGCACGGUUGGCAGGACAAUGCUGGCACCUUCGACACUCUCGCACCGCUGCUGCCGCCGCAUUUGUCCUUUCUCAGCAUAGACGCACCAGGUCACGGACUCUCCUCCUGGCUGCCAGAUGGUGUCAUGUAUCACUCCAUAGAUUAUGUACAGCUGGUGCUGCGUUUAAUGGAGGAAUACAACUGGAGCAAAGUAUCCAUGCUGGGUCACUCAAUGAGUUCCAUAAAUGGCUUCGUAUUUGCCGCUCUAUUCCCGGAGAAAGUGGAUAUGUUUAUUGGCUUGGACGUGCUGAAGCCCCCCAUACGUAGUCCAAAGCAAAUUGUGAAUGCGCUGUCAGAGCGCCUGGAAGCUUCUCUAAAGCUGGAACGACGCCUACGCAGCGGUAGUGAACCGCCUGCCUACGAAUGGGAUCAACUGGUGGAACGCUUGCAUCAUGGUACCGAUAAGUCCGUCGAUAUAGAGGCCUGCAAGUACCUACUGCAGCGCAACUGCAAACCCUCCAGCCACGAACCUCACAAGUAUUACUUCUCGCGCGACAAUCGCCUGAAGUACUCGCAGUUCUACACACUCUCCCUGGAGAUUGUGCUGGAAAUGGCAACGCGCAUCAAGUCGCCGCAUCUGUUUAUUAAAGCUCUGCAGGCGCCCUACUACGAGAACAAGAAAUACUAUGAUGCCACGAUCGCGGUGCUGCGCCAGAACCCGCUAUUCGAAUAUCAUGAAGUUGACGGAUCGCAUCAUGUACAUCUCAAUGAGCCCGAAAAGGUGGCGCACUUCAUUAAUUCUUUUAUAAACAAGUACAGACCCUUAUGAGAUUAUAUAGAUGGGGAUGAACCCUGAACUUGUACAAAGUAGCUAGUUAUUAUCUAUUGACCGAUAUAGAUAUUAUAACCGACAUUAUACUGCUUGAAUCUAGAUAAUAAGUGACGAUAAUGUUUAACCCACGCUUAACAAUAAAAAUACAAAUUUGUUGCUUCUAUUUAAUUUAA